AAAUCCCCAUGAAAGGCGUCUAUUGUACAUGUUAUUCAGGGCUUGGCCACAGGGCAGAUCAUUUUAACAACUGCUUAUUCUGGAAAUGUGUGUGCUAUAGUAAACGCUGCUCUGUUACAGGGAAUAAUAGGCUAUAUGGCCAGCGAAGGGGGAGCUGGAGCACACUUGAACAGUCCAUUAUGGAAGGUGAGCAGGAUGAGGGGAGAUCGUGGACAUGAGCGCGAGAGCAGCGCGCGGAUGGAGGCGGGGGUUCGGCUCGGGAUGCGGAGUGAGGAGGAAAGACUCCAGACUUUCCACAACUGGCCCGGAGAUGCGCCCGUGAGCCCUGCUGAGCUUGCCCGGGCUGGCUUUCACUAUCUGGGAUACGGGGACACGGUGCAGUGCUUCUGCUGUGAUGGGAUCCUGAGGCACUGGGUUCAUGGAGACACUCCGCGCGGGGAGCACGAGAGGCACUUCCCCGCGUGCGGCUUAAUGAUGGGCAGGGAUGUGGGGAAUGUUCCGCUGGGCUCGUCCGACUCUGUGGAUGGGCAGCUCUUGAGUCAACUGCAGCGGCUGACCGUGGACGAGCAGGUGUUGUCCGGGCAGGCGGCGUAUCCGGAGAUGGAGUCAGAGGACAACAGGUUGUCCACCUACCAGAACUGGCCCACAGGAGCAUCAGUGCAGCCCGAUGCUCUGGCGCGAGCUGGAUUCUUCUAUACAGGUCAUGGUGACAAUGUGAAGUGUUUCUUCUGUGAUGGUGGUCUGAGGAACUGGGAACCAGGUGAUGACCCUUGGCAGGAACACGCCAAAUGGUUUCCACAAUGUGAAUAUUUGCUUCAAUCCAGAGGACGGGAAUAUGUGAGCAAUAUCCAGCAGUCUUACUUCAACAUGAAUGAGAGAGUGGGUGGAUCUCUGUCAUCAACUGCAGGAAACAUUACAUCAGAGGUGUUGGGUGGGCAGAGCUCAGUGGCGGCAGCCAUGUUGUCUCCUGUGGUGCAGGCGGUGCUGCAGAUGGGUUUCCAGCGCUCACUAGUGGAGAGCCUGGUGCAGUCACGCUACCUGCUCACCGGCUCACACUACACCACAGUCUCUGACCUGGUGACCGACGUCCUGCAGGCCGAGGAGGAGGAAAGGCAGACGGGGGAGCCCAGACCAGAGACUGUGGAGAGUCCGCGAACGCCAAGAACGCAAGUCUCAGACAGGGAGAAAGUGCGAUCAGAUCUGAGUCCAGAGGAACAGCUGAGACAGCUUCAGGAAGAGAGGACCUGUAAGGUCUGCAUGGACAAACUCGUCUCCAUGGUCUUCAUCCCCUGUGGUCAUCUGGUCGUCUGCACAGACUGCGCAGCCAGUCUGCGUCACUGCCCCAUAUGCAGGGCGGUCAUUCGGGGGAGUGUGCGUGCAUUCAUGUCCUGAAGAGCAAACACACACACACACACACACACACACACAGCAACACACUGUUGCACUGCUGUGUUAUUAGCAAGAACCGUAUGGUCUUUUAAAGGAUAAAUAAUGCUGAAAAAUACUAUUCAAAUGGUGUAAUCAGCUUCCAAAUCAGCAUCAGAGAUCUUUAAAAAGACUUAUUACUUGAUAUUUGGCUAAACAUUAAAGCUACAGAGGUACAAAAGUCCACUUUACAUCCAAAGUUGCAAUAUGAAAUAUUAGCAUGAAUUUCACAAUGUUUUAGUAUUUCGUUUUUCCCAUGAUUGAAUGACAGCAUCUCUUCAUCUGUGAGAAUAUCUGCACAAAAAUGUACUUAUUUGAUUUGUGAUCUAAAAAAAAGUUCAGAAUCUAAAUGAUUUUAUGUAAUAGAAAUCCUAAAACUGUUAAUUUUCAGGUUUAAAUGGGAUUUUAAAUCCCAGAUUUUAAAUGUGGACUUUUGGAUCCCACUGUACAUUAAAAUGUGUUACAUGCUUGUAAGUUUCUGGACAGCAGGUUGAUUUUGUGUCAUGCCAAAGUAAACAGCUUUUUGAGAAUUUAAAAUCUUAAAAACAUAAAAAUAGAGUUUAUCAUAUUGUAUAAUAAUCUUAUUUUAUUAUCAGUGUAUUGACACAUUGCACUUAUAUUUUCAUGAAUAAAAAUAAUUUGCAUUGCA
Molecule: messenger RNA, 2074 nt
Organism: Megalobrama amblycephala (Wuchang bream)
Lineage: Eukaryota; Metazoa; Chordata; Actinopteri; Cypriniformes; Xenocyprididae
Gene: birc7
Product: baculoviral IAP repeat containing 7
Exons: 7
Coding region: 136-1392 (418 amino acids)
Biological process (GO): positive regulation of protein ubiquitination; regulation of cell cycle; negative regulation of apoptotic process
Cellular component (GO): cytoplasm; nucleus
Molecular function (GO): ubiquitin protein ligase activity; cysteine-type endopeptidase inhibitor activity involved in apoptotic process
Source: RefSeq, a predicted model, not a curated record